UGUGAAAGUGUGUCAUUUGCUGCACAACUCCUUAGUCAGAACGUAGAUAAAUAAUCAAAACAGCAUUUAAGUGAAGUGCGAAGGUCAUUGUACCCUGACUCUUCAAGGAUGUCUGACUGCCCAGUAGGUUUGCUGGUGGACCUGAGUUUGCCCUCACCAGACCCCAUGGGGACAGCCAGACCUACAAUUACCAUUGAUGGCAAUGCAGGGGAGACCAAGGAUAAUCCAGAAAACAACUGCCCAGUAGGUUUGCUGGUGGACCUGAGUUUGCCCUCACCAGACCCCAUGGGGACAGCCAGACCUACAAUUACCAUUGAUGGCAAUGCAGGGGAGACCAAGGAUAAUCCAGAAAACAACUGCCCAGUAGGUUUGCUGGUGGACCUGAGUUUGCCCUCACCAGACCCCAUGGGGACAGCCAGACCUACAAUUACCAUUGAUGGCAAUGCAGGGGAGACCAAGGAUAAUCCAGAAAACAAAACGUUGAAGAAAGAAUACAACAGUUCUGUGAAGAAACAAGCUUCAAGCAAGCUUGCAGUGGAAAUAACAUCUCCUGUGACAUUUGUCAGUUCUCCUAAGAUGAAUCAAGAAUCUCACCGGGGAACACAUCAAGACAAAACCAUUGAAGACUGGUCUCUAAUCAAUGUAGACAGUUUUAACUUGAGUGACUUUCUAGACAAUUUGGUUCCAAGUGCUGAGAAGGAAAUUAAGAAGGAGCUUAGCCUUAUAAAAUCCCCAGGACAUGAAAGUUCGAAGUUGAAUAUUUCUAGCAUAACAGGUGUGGAGAAAGAUGAAGUGCCGAACAAAGAAGAGUCCAGUGCUAAAGAUGUAAAACCAAAUGACCAGCUGACUCCCCCCACUCGUUCACCACAUAAGACUGAUCAGUCUGGCUCUGAUAAACAGAAGGGUUCCUCAAGGCUGCGACGCAAAGGCACAUUUACCGUGAAAGAUAAAGAGGCAACAGAUGCCUUGAAGCAGACAGACUGGUCUCUAAUCAAUGUAGACAGUUUUAACUUGAGUGACUUUCUAGACAAUUUGGUUCCAAGUGGGGACAAACCUAGAAAAGAGUCUGAGAAAUUUGUUCUAGGAAUAGAAGCCGAUGAUGUUGCAGACAAGGUGAAGAGAUGUGUCAGUAUGCUCACUCAGUCCAGCAGGGAGGCAGAAUCUACCACAGGUGACUUGUUGUGUGGUGCUGAGAAGGAGAUUAAGAAGGAGCUUAGCCUUAUAAAAUCCCCAGGACAUGAAAGUUCGAAGUUGAAUAUUUCUAGCAUAACAGGUGUGGAGAAAGAUGAAGUGCCGAACAAAGAAGAGUCCAGUGCUAAAGAUGUAAAACCAAAUGACCAGCUGACUCCCCCCACUCGUUCACCACAUAAGACUGAUCAGUCUGGCUCUGAUAAACAGAAGGGUUCCUUAAGGCUGCGACGCAAAGGCACAUUUACCGUGAAAGAUAAAGAGGCAACAGAUGCCUUGAAGCAGACAGGUGAGAUGUCUGAAAAAGAUAUUAACAGCACUUCCAGUUCUAAAGAUUCUGCACCGAUUCCAGUGAAGAAGUCACUCCCCAAGCCCUCUGGCCUCACCCUGAAGUCUCUGAGUACCACCCAGAAGACAACUGAUAAAGUCGCACAGCCAAAGCCUGGUCACAGUGGAAAGCGCAGGCUUGUUAGGCCUGCCCGAAAAUCUUUACAGGGUUCCACUGUGGGUUCCCUGCAACAGUCCAGAAGUGUGCGGAAGAGCUUGGGGUCUCAAGGCACAGCAGAAAACUACAGUAUCAAUUCCGACUGCAAGGACACCUCCACAAGUUUUACCACAUCUACCAACUUGUCCAAAGUCCCUAAAUUCUUCCCCCAAAAAUCUGCUCUUGGAAAACCAGUAAAGGCUGGUGCUGUGUUUGUGACCGCUGGUAAGGGGAGGAACCAGGAACAGAAGACGCUUGGCAGGAUGUCUUCUGGAGGCAAUACUAGAGAGUCAGACAAGGUUGUGCACAUGCCAACGACCGGCAGGAGAUGUAGUUUGCAAAUACCAGCCUCUUAUACCUCUAUUAACGCUGACUUGCCAACACACAAAUCUCAAGACCUGAAGAGGCGAUCAGUAUGCGACAUUGCCAAUUUCCCACACAAAAAAACAUGCUUGCCAUCAAGUGAAUCUGAAGCCAAGAAAAGACGAUCAGAAUGCACUAUGAUGGAGCACCAAAGCAAAACAGGAACAGAAAACUGUACUGGUGCAGCUACUCCAGUCAAGGCUAAAAAAUGCAUUAACCCGAAGAAGUUAGUUUUGCCUAGCAAGAUUCCAUGGUGUUCGAAUUCCAAGAGAGUGUGAUAAAUUUGUACACUGAUUUCCUAAACAUUACAUGCAGGGUGCAUGUUCGUACUUAUAUCAUUUUCUAUGGUUAACUUCCAAAGGCCAACAUGAAUAUUUUGUAGGUGUAUAUUUUGCAUCAUGUACAGCAAACAGGAUCCAAUACUAUUGUAUUUUCAAGUAUUGGUACUUUGUCUGCAGAUUAUGGUUUUAUACACAUAACUUUUUUACAUAAUUUUUUCCACAAGAAAUUUCAGAUAAUCUGGCUAUGCCCUGCUAAAAGUUUUGGCAUUUAUUGCUUACACAAAUUAUAGUGUGAACUUUUGUUAUACUUUUAUCAUUGUAGCCUGUGAAUUAACCCUGUGUGCAUAUUAAUAGCUAUAAAUUACAGAAUUCUUAGCCUCUUUUGUAUUACAGUCAGCGUUAAGGUAAAUAUAAAGGUAUGUAUCUCAAAAAGUACUGCAUGUGCUGAACUGUUUUGCAUGUGCACAAUGACAUAUGGAGGAUUUCCCAUAGUUGAAGCUCCGAGUGUGUGUUUAUGAUCAGAAAUUUUCCUGAUAAUCGCUUUUGUAUGUUAGGUUCCAGUUUAAGUUAAACUUAAUGUGCUUAAUGUAUUGAGCUGAAGUUUUAUAUCCAUAUAUCUCCUACAUGAAAUAAGCUAUAGAAAAAGUACGAGAAGAAAGUUUUUUGUUUUUUUACUCUGCCGUUUUGAUGAACUUGUACUUCUACAAGUUGAAUCAACUAAAUUGUAUUGUUUGUUACCUGUGUUCCAUUAGCAUGUGGUAAAAAUAAUCUAGUCUGAGGCCUUACUGAUAAGUUAGACUGGUGACCAAAUGAAUGUGCUUGUGCCAUGUCUGGUACCGUUUCAUGAUAAAGGAUAUAUGUUUAUUUGUGAUUUGCAAUUCUUUAAAAGACUUCAGGUUAAAAAUAGAUUUCUCAAAGUUGUAAAUGUUGAAAUCAAAAGAUCUGUUAUAAGAAGAAUACAUUAUGAUAUGAGCGAUAUAUUGAUAUAUCUUGUAUGUAUUCAAGAAUUAGUACCAGUUAGUUAGCGUGCUAGCGCAGCGUAAUGACCCAGGAGCCUCUCACCAGUGUAGUUACUGUGAGUUCAAGUCCAGCUCAUGCUGGCAUCCUCUCGGGCCGUAUGGGGAAGGUCUGCCAGCAACCUGCAGAUGGCCGUGGGUUUCCCCCGGGCUCUGCCUGGUUUCCACCCACCAUAAUGCUGGCUGAAAUCAUAUAAGUGAAAUAUUCUUAAGUACAGCAUAAAACACCGGUCAUAUAAAUAAAAAAAUAAGUUAGUGCCAAUAGUAAAAAUGAAAUAACCUCUCUGAAUAUAAUUUGCUGGUUUGAAAACUCUUUCAUUAGAGAUAAAUGUAUUAUCGAUGAAGACAAUUGGCACUGACUAAUAAGAAGGGUUCAAACGAGGAACCUACGAAUGGAAUGAAUGGCCAUACUGGUGAUUUUAAGUCCUGGGAUAUGUCCAAUAUCAGGAAAAUGGCAAUGGUAUGCCUGGUCCCUCCUCUCAUAAGUUAUUAACAGUUUUAACCAUUAGUCAGAUAUAAAUAAUGGUGACAACUGGGUACAAAUCUAUGUGCAUAAUAUAGCUUAGAUACAUAUCUCUGUUAUAAUCAAGUAAAAUGUGAUCAAAUAUACCUGUGAUUUCCUGAUACGUUAAUUUAAUACCUGUGAAAAAAAUAAAAAUAUUGUACAUUAAGGUUAGUUUUGACCUUGUAAAAAUCCUGUGUAAGGAUCUGAAAUGUUUGUGGGGAAAGUACUGACAGGAACUCGUCCCUUUGUUGUAG
Liolophura sinensis is the source of this 4091-nucleotide messenger RNA. RefSeq lists its product as uncharacterized. The record is from RefSeq and is a predicted model, not a curated record. Bases 109 to 2313 code for a protein of 734 amino acids. Lineage: Eukaryota; Metazoa; Mollusca; Polyplacophora; Chitonida; Chitonidae. The transcript is spliced from 13 exons.